UCGGGCCGUCAACAUCUCCAUCAUCAAAGCCGACUUGCUCCGGUACCUCAUCAUGUACGCCGAAGGUGGCGUCUACGCCGACAUCGACGUCGAGGCUCUGCGGCCCAUCAAGCGGUUCGUGCCCGAACGUUACUGGGACUCGCUUUCUGAAAUCGACAUGGUGGUCGGCAUCGAGAUCGACCAGCCCGAAUUCCGCGACCACCCGAUUUUAGGGUCCAAAUGCAUGUCCUUCUGCCAAUGGACCUUCAUGUGCAAGCCUCGGUUACCCGUCAUGCUCAACCUCGUCGAAAACAUCAUGACCUGGCUUAUCUCGCUUGCCGCACAACAACAGGUUCACCUCUCGGAAUUGCACCUCGACUUUGACGAAGUCAUUUCCGGCACGGGACCCUCGGCGUUCACCAUUGCUUUGCUGAAGGAGAUGAAUCGCAUCUCUCAUAGCCCAAAGGAAAUCACCUGGGACAACUUCCACGCCAUGGACGAAUCCAAGGUCGUUUCCCGCGUGCUGGUACUAGACGUCGAAGCCUUUGCCGCUGGCCAAGGCCACUCGGACUCAGGUAACCACAAUGCCCGCGGGGCGUUGGUCAAACACCAUUACCACGCAUCGAAUUGGCCUUCCAAACACCCGCGCUACGCACACCCCGUGUACGGCGAGGUCGAGAGAUGUAAUUGGGAUUUGGCCUGCGUGCAGAAAUGGGAUCGCGACGUGGAGGCGUACAAGUCGCUUUCGAUUGAAGAGCAAAACAAGUUGAAGGAGGAGAGGAGGAUGGAGCUGGAGAAAUUGCGGGAGCAGCAGCUGAAGGAACAGGAGCAGGCGAUCCGGCUGGAACAGUUUGGCGAGGCGGUGCGCAAGGCGGAGGAGGAGCAGAGGAGGAGAGAGGAGUUGGAGAGGGAGAUGAAGGAACGGAUGAGGGUCGAGGAUCAGGCGCUGAAGCCGCUGCAUCCGGAGCAGGCCGGGGCGGAGGAGAAGAAGGAGGGAGAGGAGUUGAUUAUGUUUGGGGGAAGGCCGGUGCCGGGGCAGGGGCAGGACAUGGGCGCAAAUGGAGAGGGGGAGCAAAAGAAGGUGGUGGAGCAGCAGCCGGUGUUUGGACAGCCGAUGCUGCAGAAUGAUGAACCGUUUGGUGGGUUGUGAGUGACGGAUGGGAUGGGGGAAACAUAUCUAUGGUUGUCGCAUACAUGACAUGGAGUUUUGGGUUUGCUUCGUCAUAGGCUUUUGGUUUCUGGUAAAUACUUUUGUUGCUUGGGUUGUCGUCCAUUGUACAAUUGAUGAGUAGUGUAAGGUAGGUAAAAAGGCACACGAAUGAGAGGAUGCGAGUAAUUGCAGAUGGAGAAAGUACCUACAUAUAUUCACACACUCUUUCCCUU
Molecule: messenger RNA, 1362 nt
Organism: Neurospora tetrasperma FGSC 2508
Lineage: Eukaryota; Fungi; Ascomycota; Sordariomycetes; Sordariales; Sordariaceae
Exons: 1
Coding region: 53-1129 (358 amino acids)
Biological process (GO): protein N-linked glycosylation
Cellular component (GO): mannan polymerase complex
Molecular function (GO): alpha-1,6-mannosyltransferase activity
Source: RefSeq, a predicted model, not a curated record